Candidula unifasciata is the source of this 1944-nucleotide messenger RNA. NCBI's taxonomy places the organism in Eukaryota, Metazoa, Mollusca, Gastropoda, Stylommatophora, Geomitridae. The record is from the annotation of a GenBank genome assembly.
AUGGCGGAGGAAAGCACGCAGACGUCGACAUGGCUACUGAACUGCCCUGAAAUCCCGAAUGGCGGGAACGAGAAGAAUAAAAAACACACUACAUCAAAAGAUGGAAAAAAACGAAGCAAGCCUUGGUCAAAGCUUCAUCCCAUACAAAAGAUACUGAAGAUCGUGGGCGUCCUGUUCAGAAUUUCAACAUUACUUGGGAUCCUCUACUGCUUUGUCUGUGCCCUGGGACUUCUCGAGGAUGCUUUCCAGCUGUUGGGAGGUCGAACGGCCGGAGAGACGUUCCGGAACAGUCAGCUUCUGUCCAACCCGGUGGCAGGUCUGAUGAUUGGUGUCCUCGCCACAGUCUUGGUGCAGAGUUCCUCCACAGCAACAUCCAUCGUUGUCGCCAUGGUCGCUUCAGAAGUGAUCCCCCUUCACUCGGCCAUCCCAAUCAUCAUGGGCACAAAUGUGGGCACUUCCAUCACUAGUACUCUGGUAUCAUUGGCUCAAGCAGGUGAGAGGUCAGAGUUCAGGAGGGCAUUUGCGGGAGCCACUGUACAUGACAUGUUCAACUGGAGUGCCGUGAUCAUCCUGCUUCCGCUUGAGGUGGCUUCAGGCUACCUGUACCACCUGACCAGGGCCAUAGUCAGCUCACUGGACCUGCACGUGUCCACCCAGAAGCCGCCCAUGCUGACCUCCAUCACAGAACCCUUCGUGCAUCUCAUCGUAGAAAUCAACCGUGAUGUUAUAACGGACAUCGCCAUGGAGCCAAAUGUCACGGAGCAGUCGUCUGUCAUGAAACGGUGGUGCCAGGUGACAAUGACACAAAAGACGGUAUCAGUCAUGCGCUACGACCCAGUUGAGGUGGACUGCAGCCAGGUCACCCGAGGCUCUCCCUUCUACUCCAGCUGUACUUCCAAAAACAUUCUCAACACCGGAAGUUCAGGCGGACCUGGAACUAUGGGCUUUUUCCUUGGGUGGAAUGAGACAGAAGUGAUCAAUUCAACAUUGCAUAGAACCAAAUGCAGCAACCUGUUUGCCUUCACUGACCUCACAGACAAGGCCGCCGGGGUCAUCCUGCUGGUCAUCGCCAUUAUUGUGAUCCUGUCUUCCCUCUUCGGGAUUGUCAAGAUCCUCAACUCCAUGCUUCAGGGAUCUGUAGCCAAAGUUAUCCAAAGGACAGUGAACGCUGACUUUCCUGGCAAGUUUGCGUACUUCACUGGCUAUGUUGCCCUGCUGGUUGGUUGCGGGCUUACGGUUGUUAUACAGAGCAGCUCGGUGUUCACUUCAACACUGACACCUCUGGUUGGCGUGGGAAUCGUGUCGGUGGAGCGAAUGUACCCGAUGACUUUGGGCUCAAACAUCGGAACCACUGUAACUGGCAUCCUGGCAGCCAUGUCAGUCAAGGGGAAGCACUCAGACCAGGCCCUGCAGAUAGCUCUUUGCCACCUCUUCUUUAACCUGACAGCAGUCGCCAUAUUCUAUCCCAUUCCUUUCAUGAGAUUCCCUAUUCCUCUAGCCAAGAUGCUGGGAAGAAUCACGUCUAAAUACCGCUGGUUUGCGGGUGUGUAUCUAGUCGGCAUGUUUCUCGUCAUUCCAGUGAUUGUCUUCGCUUUGUCUUAUGCCGGCUGGAUCUACUUGUUGAUAGUGGGGGGUCCUCUAUUUUUACUGUUUCUCGUAGUUACGAUAAUCAAUGUUCUACAAGUUAAGCAUCCGAAUUACCUCCCCCUGCGAUUGAGAAACUGGGAAUUCCUGCCCUUGUUUUGUCACUCCUGCUCCCCCUAUGACAGAAUCAUCUCCUGUCAUUGUCUAACUGCCCACUGUCCGAAGUUUGAUGACAGCGAUGAUGAGGAAUAUGAUGAUGACAGUGAGGAAAUCAAGGUUCCGGAAGUAGACGACCAUUUUAGACGCCAUCCCCAAGUUAUAGCGGGCAAUGUCAAAGGUCAGAGCCUCAGUCUGGCUUGA